This is a messenger RNA of Fusarium redolens, 1925 nucleotides long. Its product is annotated as fungal-specific transcription factor domain-containing protein. The transcript has 3 exons. Gene Ontology annotation, molecular function: zinc ion binding; DNA binding; DNA-binding transcription factor activity, RNA polymerase II-specific. NCBI's taxonomy places the organism in Eukaryota, Fungi, Ascomycota, Sordariomycetes, Hypocreales, Nectriaceae. The coding region runs from base 42 to 1706 and encodes 554 amino acids. Gene Ontology annotation, biological process: DNA-templated transcription; regulation of DNA-templated transcription. The record is from RefSeq and is a predicted model, not a curated record.
AAUGAUCUUUUUGUCUGCCAUCAGCAUCCAUAACGUUGAAAAUGCCGCCAGCACAGAUUGCCAGAAAGGCAUGCGACGUCUGCUACCGCAAGCGAAUUCGAUGCGACGGUCAAAAGCCCCGAUGUUCUCACUGCGUACUGUACAAGUCUGACUGCACGUUCCAAGCUACUAGUCGGAAGGCUGCAACAAGAAAACGGCCCAGUGGUACAGCGGCGGCUUUGCAGUCUCAGGUGCAAUCGCUCGAGACGAGUCUUGAUGAAGCGCAGCAGAGAAUAAAGGAGCUCGAGGAUAGAUUAUCACAGAAGAGCAGUCGGCAGGUUGAUCAGGUUCAGGUGAAUGAAUAUGACGUCAGCUGUUCUGGAAAAGGCUCUCAUGAGUUGGGUCUUGAGCUACCACCUCAACACGAAGUCUUGUCCGGAGUCAACAAGUUCCUUACAACCUUCAACACUAUCCUACCCCUCUUCCAUCCACAGAGACUUCUAAGUCGCGUCAGCGCAUGGUACGAACAACCUCACGGACGAGACGCCUCGACUUGGGGGGCUAUCAACGUGGUUCUUGCCCUAGCCUAUCGCCAUAUCCCAGACGAAGAAAAACCGCCCAAGUACAGCACCCUCCACUUCAUGAACAAGGCUCAAUCAGUUCUCAAUGAUAUCAUGUUGGGCGAUUCUAAUCUUCUGGACGUCCAAACAAUUGUCGGAAUGGUCGUGCUGCUGCAGGCGACGUCGGACUUGAAACCAGCUUCGGCUCUGAUUCCCAUUGCUUUGCGUCUUGCACAUGGGCUGGGACUACAUACCCGAUCGACCUCUGAGCAUAUCAGUAUGAGUGAGAGUCUAGAACGGGACCGUGUAUUUUGGAUUGCGUACAUCCUGGAUCGUGACAUAUCGAUGCGGACAAAGUUGCCGCCAAUCCAGAGUCAAAACGACAUCAGCAUUGACUGGCCAUCAGCUACACCUGCCGACGGAGCCGGACUACUCUACACAGUUGAUGAGUCGACAAGCUUCAACUUCUUCCUAUCUCGUGUACAACUUGCACAUAUCCAAGGUAAAGUCUAUGAAGCAAUGCUAUCCAUGUCACCCGCUGCAUCAGACGUCUACGUUCGUCUUGAGAACGUCGCUCGAAUCCACCAGGUGCUCGAUGAUUGGCUUGCCCGUAUACCAGUUGAGUUCUCGCCCAGCGCCAUUACUCAAAGUGGAAACGCGAACUUGCAGAGGGCGUUUGGUGUUCUGUACUCAAGCCAUCUUACUUGUCGAAGCGUUGUCUGCAAAGCUCAUGCCAUGGAGGCUCAAUGGAUACCAACUCUGCAGGACUUUGGUCGAAGAGCAGUAGAACAGGGAAUAGUCACUACCCCACGAUUGCCAGUGGGCUGGCAUAAGCUUGUCCAUGAGUCUCGCGAGUAUAUCAAACUGUUCACAGCGAUUGACCUCAAGGAUCCUGCGUUUGUCUGGAUGACGGCGUGCACUUACAUCUCAGGCGCAGUUUGCCUAACAGCCAACAGCCUUUUCAACCCCUGGCAUACGAGAAUUGACACAGAUGAUAUGUUGAUCACCCCUGCUUUCACAUUCUUGGAGGAUAUGAUACGGCAAGUGCCGCUUCCGCAGCUAAAGCGCUUGCGUAUCUCGUGGGAUGAGCUUUUGAGAAAUUCACGUGAGAUGUCUCUUCAGAAUGCUGUACAGAAUGUGAAUUGGCUCGAAACCACCUGUAGCUGAUGCUCCAAGCUAAAUCCUAAUAACAAAUUGGAAGAAAUGUCCCGUUAAGACAACAAUGAGAUUCAGGCGACAAUUGCUAUUGUGUGUUCAAAAUGUGAUACCUUUCAGAUACAUGUUGCCGCAAUAACAAUCCCCAGCCUCCGCGGAACAGCCAGCUGAAUCAUUUCAUAGACAUAACGUUUUGAUGUUCCGCGGAAGGAGAAAAGACAAUAUGCUUAU